Molecule: messenger RNA, 2382 nt
Organism: Periconia digitata
Lineage: Eukaryota; Fungi; Ascomycota; Dothideomycetes; Pleosporales; Periconiaceae
Source: the annotation of a GenBank genome assembly
AUGUCGCAAGAGACAAACGACCCACAAGCCGCCGCUAAUAACGGUACUGCGGGUGCCUCGAGGGCCUCCGCAGCCAGAGACUACGCAUCGUCCUUUCCCGAGGACACAUCCCGGCGGAAAUCAUCUACGAAGAGAUGCGUUACAUGCAAGGCGAGAAGAGUCAAGUGCGACGAAACGAAACCCGCUUGCAACCAAUGUGCCCGCCGUAGAAUGAGCUGUGGAGGUUAUCGGAAAGAUAUCAGAUUCCGCCCUGUGGAAAAACCGCUGGCUGCUGCUCGUACUAAACCAGAUCGCCCAAGGAAUGUCACUAUAUCGCUUGGUAAAGCUGCACACAGUACCUCCCACGCUAGAAAUGACCAUGUUCAUGACCUAGAGUUUUCGAAUCCCGGCAAUGACGACCUUGUUUUGUCCAGUGUUGAGGAUUCAUCGACUCUUGCUACCACCGACGCCUGGCCUGGUGCGGCUGAAUUUGAUCUUUCAAUGCCAGAUAUCGGAUUGGAGUUGCCCUGGCAUAUCCUUCCACAUCCGCAUUUUGAUGUUUCCGGUGUGAAUGAUGGAUCGAUCGCUUUCGAUCAAGGAGUCGGAUUCGACGACAACGGGAUGGGGCCCACUCCCCUCAAUCUCGACCUGAGUAACUUUCUGCUCACGUGUUCGCCGUCUCCCACGCUCGAAUACGAUGCAUCUGGUCUUCCAUUCGGUCCUCAUUCGCAAGAGGAAACAGACAGUAUUGAAAGGGUUGCUUCGCUCUUUCACCAGCAGACUUGUCAACUCCUCUCCAUAUAUGAGGAGCCUAGUAAAAACCCCUGGAGCACUCUCAUAUGGCCCAUGGUCAAAGAUUCAAAGGCUCUUUUCCACGCUGUAGCAGCUAUGACGUGUUUACAGUUGAGCCACUCGGAACCCGCCAUGCGUGACCGAGGACUCGUACAUAUUCAGAAGAGCACGCAAGCUCUCGAGCUUGAGCUCAACAGUGGUUCCAUGCAGAUGGAAGCCGCACUCGCCGCAACCAUUGCUCUCGGGUUUGCAGAGACCUGGGACCACAAGAAAUCCUCCAAGGGGCGUGACCACAUUAAAGGCGCGAGAAUCCUCCUCCAACAGUCUCUCUCGAACCACAUGUCGUCCCCACAUAACGGCAUUUCGACCGAACAAUCUGCACGCCUCCAUUUCCUCGCAAACACCUGGAUCUACAUGGACGUCAUCGCACGAUUAACCUCCGACUGUGGUACCCCCUUGAACUCAGAAGUGCUCUCGUUGUUCGGACAGUACGAGCCCCACCCCGGAACCAACGAGCUCGACUCACUCAUGGGGUACGCCUCCACCCUCUUCCCCCUCAUCGGGCGCGUAGGCGAUCUCGUCACCCAGAUCCGCAACCGCUGUAGCACCCGCAACAACUCCCCUGCCAUCAUCUCCCGAGCCAUCGACCUCCGUAGAGAAAUUGAAAACUGGACCCUUGCCAUCUCCCUCGAGCACAUCGACAACCCCACCUCCAACAUGUCCGACGCCAUCCAAACCGCAGAAGCCUACCGCUGGUGCACCCUCCUCUAUCUCCAGCAAGCAGUUCCUGAACUCCCGAAUCUAUCUUCCGUCGGCGAACUAGGCCGCAAGACGCUGGUAUAUAUCGCUACUGUCCCGUCCUCCUCGCACACUGCCAUCGUGCACACAUACCCGCUCAUGGUAGCGGGGUCCGAAGCCGUGGAGGAAGAUGACCGCGAGUUUGUGAGAGAACGCUGGCAAUCGCUGUCAAAGCGGAUGAGGACUGGCAUCGUAGAUCGGUGUCUAGAGAUCACAGAGGAAGUCUGGCAUAGACGCGAUGCGUUUAUCGGAGACCCGCAUUCGCAACUCCUCACUAACAGUAACAACACGAAUAUCAACAGUAACGGCAACAAUGGAAACAUCGGAAAUGGGAAUGGAAAUGCACACAGACAUGCAAGUAGUCCUACACCCACUACAAACGCUAGAAACUCGCCCGACCAUCCCCACCACCACCACCAUCAUCAUCAUCGUAUCGACUCAGCGCUCAACGACCACCUCCCCACAUCACUCUGCGAUAUCGACCCCACGCAACCCCGAACCGAGAAGGAAACAACGCCCUGGGCCAACGGCAGUGCUAGUAUCGCACCAAGACGGUCUUCCUCGAUAACAGCGCCGACAACGACAGCAGCAGCGGGGCGCUGCGAAUUCCCCAUCUCCGCGGCGUUCAAGAAGGGCGUCGAUUGUAUGACGAGGAGUGGGAGUCUGGAGUAUACUGUUCGAGGGAGGUUGCAUUUUCUGGGCGUCAUGGAGGAUUGGGGGUGGGAAGGUAAGUUUCUUCUUCUCUUUUUCCUGUUUUCUACCAUUUCUCCUUUUCUGUUCGUUCAUGUUGAUGUAGAAUUGUUCGAGUUUUGA